Molecule: messenger RNA, 2624 nt
Organism: Dunckerocampus dactyliophorus (ringed pipefish)
Lineage: Eukaryota; Metazoa; Chordata; Actinopteri; Syngnathiformes; Syngnathidae
Product: sex comb on midleg-like protein 4
Exons: 10
Coding region: 523-1737 (404 amino acids)
Molecular function (GO): protein binding
Source: RefSeq, a predicted model, not a curated record
AACAAAACCCACAACGUCGACAAAACGUUCUGCACACAAAAGGCAGAGGAAGCCAGCCUUCGCACAAAAGUUGGACUUGUGGACAAGCUGAAGGACGGUAGAAGCUAACCGGCUGUAGGGUGCCUUUAUGGAAUAAAGGAAUCUUCGGUUCAUGGAGGAGGACAGGAGCUACGGUGUACGUUAACAAGGAUACAAAAACGCUACAGCCCAACGGUGCCAGGACAAAGCACGGUCAGAGGAAAUGGACACGCUAAGAAGCAAAGGCAACAAGGGGGCCUAUUGGACGUUGCCACGACGACAACGCCGUUCAGGAAGAGAUUCUCAAAGAGCUGCUUGAGGAUCAUGGCGUCAGCGAUGUCUGUGACCUGGGAUAACAUCGGCACAAACAGGGCGCCCUCCCGAAUCAGCCCGCUGUAGUGGUCCAGGGGGCCGCUGAAGCCGCUCGUGUCCACCUCCGCCGCAGCAUGUUGAGCUCCCACGGCGUAGCCUUCACGUGGACAGCAACACCACAACGAGCUCCAAAUGAGUGUACCUGCAGCGUCGGCGCAGAAAGCAGACGACAACAUCGGUGAGAUGCAAUCAGCUGCAGUGGCGCCCUCCUCCUUCAUGCCAAGCCAGUCGGGGAAGAUUCCCGGCAGGAAGAGAGGGAGACCCCCGCUCCGCAACGUCGCCAAGAUGGAUUUUCCCAGCCGGUAUCCCAACUCGCUCCCUCCGCUCAAGGUGCCCAAGAAAAGGGGGAGAAAGCCGGGCUUCAAGCUGAAACCCAGGAUGGUGAUGACGCCGCUGGCCAUCUCCCCGCCCAGCAGCACCCCCGAGCCCGACAUGAGCUCCAUUCCUCAGGACGCCGCCACCGUCCCCCACUCGGCCACGCCCCAGGUGCUCACAGUGUGCAUCUACAUCAACAAGCAGGCCAACGCGGGCCCCAACCUGGACAGGAAGAAGAUCCAGCAGCUGCCCGAUCACUUUGGACCCGACAGGCCUUCGGUGGUGUUGCAGCAGGCCGUGCAGGGCUGCAUCGACAGCGCCUUCCAGCAGAAGACCGUCUUUGCGCUCCUCACUCAAGGCUACGGCGGCGAGAAAAUUUCAGCCACGUUCGAUGGCAAGCAGCACCUUCUCAGCCUUCCUGUGGUCAACAGCAUUGACUACGUGCUGCGCUUCCUCAAGAAGCUGUGCCGCAGCUUGCACUGCGAAAACCUCUUCAGCGACCAGCCCAUCAGCCAACGAACCUCCUACCAGUCCGACGCUGAAACAUCUCUGGCGGAUGAUUACCACCACGAGCAGUCAGACAGCAAACGCUACCAGGUGGACCCCGGGGAGUCUGCUUUCAGCUCCAUAAGCUCCUCCUACUCGCCAAAGUCCUCCUACGGCUUCCGCUCUUCGCAGCAGUUCCCCAACGGCUUGGCCACAGUCAAUGCGUGCAGGCAGUCGCCCGCUGGCCCCAACGCCUUCCCUGAGAGCAACAGGACAGGAGUUUACCCCGCAGAGUCCCAGGAGUCCAAGGCUCCCCCCAGCAAGGACCCGUCUUCGUGGACCGUGGAUGACGUGGUCUGGUUCAUCAAGGACGCUGACCCCCACGCCCUGGGCCCUCACGCCGACAUCUUCAGGAAACACGAGAUCGACGGGAAUGCGUUGCUGCUCCUGAAGAGCGACAUGAUGAUGAAGUACCUCGGCCUGAAGCUGGGCCCCGCCCUCAAGCUGUGCUUCCACAUCGACAAGCUCAAGCAGAGCAGGCUGUAGAAGCGGGAAGGUUGGAGUGUCUGAAGAACAAUCAUGGCGCUCGCUUGCCCGGACUGUCUGAAGGCCAAAAGGCACUACGGCAGUCAGCGUUCUCUCAGCUUCCGUCCAAUCCAGAAGAAAAGAAAACAUCUCCACAUGUUUACACCCGCCCCCAUCUUGUCCUCAUGAGCUACCGUCCUGCACACACAAUAGCAGCAGUGCUUCCCAUAGGCCUGCAGUCUAUGCGUGGCAGUGGUGGGCUGCGUCGUCGUCCGGCCGGCACGACUGGCCAUGACGUGUUUGCAGGAAGUCAGUGAAAAGCAAAACCAAUACUGUAUGUUCACAAGCUUUCUUUCUCUUGCUGCUUUUUCUUUUUAACGCCAUAAACAAGGCGGAGCCUCCUGUGAACGCUUAUGGAAAACAACUGCAUGCCAGCUUCGUCAUACCGAUGAAAAAGCCUUUUAUUAGAAGCAGCAACCUCUCGCUUUGCUCUCACCCAAACUUUUGAAAUUUGCUUCUCACGAUAUUAUUACUUUAUUCUCAAAAUAUUAUGACUUUAUUCUCAAAAUAUUAUGACUUUAUUCCUAAAAUAUUAUGACUUAUUCUCAAAAUAUUAUGACUUUAUUCCUAAAAUAUUAUGACUUUAUUCUCAAAAUCUUAUGACUUUAUUCUCAAAAUAUUAUGACUUUAUGUUCAAAAUAUUAUGACUUUAUGUUCAAAAUAUUAUGACUUUAUUCUCAAAAUAUUCUGACUUUAUUCUCAAAAUAUUAUGACUUUAUGUUCAAAAUAUUAUGACUUUAUUCCUAAAAUAUUAUGACUUUAUUCCUAAAAUGUUAUUACUUUAUUCUCAAAAUAUUAUGACUUUAUUCCUAAAAUAUUAUGACUUAUUCUCAAAAUAUUAUGACUUU